UCAAAAAUUGGAUUCAGAUUCGUGUUGGUGCAGUCUUUUGAAUUGGUUUUCUUGGUUAGUGAGGACUCAAGUACUCUUCUAACUUUUAGUGACAUUUUAUAGACAAAUAUAGUAUUUAUUCAUCUUUUGGUGGAAAACAUGUUGAAACUAGGAGGGAUAAGUAUUGUUGUGUUGGUGAUUUUAGUUUUUCAAAUAUUUUCUGUGUCGGGGUACGUUUACAAAACUCCGCAUCUCAAGAGGACGAAAUUCAGGAGGGAUGGCUCACUGUUCCUCACACCUCUGAUUGAGAACAGAAACAUUCCGCUAGCCAGACAGUUAUCGAAAGUUGCUUCGUUUGUGCCAGAUGUCAAUGUGGAUAGCUACGCGGGUUACUUGACUGUCAACAAAACCUACAAUUCGAAUCUGUUUUUCUGGUUUUUCAAGAGUCAGACGAACUGGAAAGAAUCUCCUGUUGCUGUAUGGUUACAAGGCGGUCCCGGCUAUUCGGGAUUGUACGGCUUGUUCAAUGAGUUGGGUCCCUACGAGAUUCGUGAAGAUGGGUUGGUGAGUAGGGAGUACUCCUGGAAUCGAGAGUGCAACCUGAUUUUCAUCGAUAGUCCCGUGGGGACCGGGUACAGUUUCACGAAGUCCAUUCAAGGUUUUGCUAGGAAUCAGGAAGAUGUUGGCAACGAUUUGUAUGUGGCUAUGGUGCAGAUUCUCCAAAUGUUCCCCGAAAUACAGAACGCCCCGUUCUACAUCACGGGGGAGUCUUACGCGGGGAAGUAUAUACCUGCGUUGGGUUAUGCCAUUCAUAAAAACAACCCUAAAUCCAGUUUGAAAAUCAAUUUACAAGGGCUGUUUAUUGGGAAUGGGUUGACGGAUCCCGAGAAUAUGAUACCGAUGUAUGGGGAAGUUUUGUAUAACUUGGGUUUCAUCGAUUUCAAUCAGAGAAAUGAGUUCGAGAAUUUGCAAAAUCUUGCCGUGGAAGCAAUCAGGGGUGAAAAAUGGGUUGACGCCGCCAUAUAUUAUGCCAAGUUGAUCAUAGGGUACAGGUUCUACCCUUACCCCACUCUGUAUACUAAUCUAACGGGGUUGGAAACCUAUUACAAUUAUUUCGCGGAGAACUCGGCGAAAUGGUUGGAGUUUGAGGAGGAGUUUGUGAGGAGUGCGGCGUUCAGGGGUGCCGUGCAUGUGGGGGAUGUUGCCAGGGAUGACGGAAGGAACACUGAGCUCUUUCUCAUGGAAGAUAUCGCGAAGUCUGUCAUAGGGUGGGUUGAAGAGCUAGUGGAGCAUUACAAAGUGGUGUUCUAUAAUGGACAGCUAGACCUCAUCUGUGCCUAUCCGUUGACUGAGAACUUUCUGAGGAAAAUGGAGUGGAGUGGCGCCGAAAAGUAUAGGAAUUGCUCGAGGAGGCAGUGGGUGGUGGAUGGGGAACUGGCAGGCUAUGUGAGAACUGUCGGCAAUUUGUCGGAUGUUUUGGUGAGGAAUGCUGGACAUAUGGUACCCACUGACCAACCUAAAUGGGCCUACCAGCUGUUCAAUAACUUUGUUCAUGAUCGUGAUUGGUGAUCGACCAAUUCUACUCAUUUAUUGGAUCUUGUUUAUUUAUUUCAUAUUGGAUAUCGGAUUGGAUUUUAUACUUAUUCAUUUAUUUGACUUAUAUAAUACAUUUUAUAGACUAGGCCUAUUUGUCUCAUUGAUCUAUCUCUUAUUGGAUAUUGAUUGGACUGGACUUCGUAGUUAUUCAUUCUUUGGACUUCAUAAAUAUGAUACAUUUUUAUAAAUUAAAAAUAUGCUGAUAUUCAUUGCUGGUUUAUUGUAAAACAAGUGAAUGUUAUUCAUUAAUGAGAAUUUCCAAAUCAUAUUUAUUAGAAAAAUGCUGGACAUAAUAAUAUGUUACCUACUAAUCAGCCAAAGUGGGCUCACUAUUUGUUUGAAAAUUUUGCUCAUUAAAUCGUGAAUAAAGUUGUGGUUUGAUUGGA
Nilaparvata lugens (brown planthopper) is the source of this 1961-nucleotide messenger RNA. Its product is annotated as venom serine carboxypeptidase. The transcript has a single exon. The record is from RefSeq and is a predicted model, not a curated record. The coding region runs from base 139 to 1548 and encodes 469 amino acids. Lineage: Eukaryota; Metazoa; Arthropoda; Insecta; Hemiptera; Delphacidae. Gene Ontology annotation, molecular function: serine-type carboxypeptidase activity. Gene Ontology annotation, biological process: proteolysis.